Molecule: messenger RNA, 2175 nt
Organism: Mesorhabditis belari
Lineage: Eukaryota; Metazoa; Nematoda; Chromadorea; Rhabditida; Rhabditidae
Source: the annotation of a GenBank genome assembly
AUGGUUGAAGCUGAAAUAAAUAAUAAAGAAAACGAAGAAGUCGAGCCAAACUUUGACGAUCCUCCCGGCUACAACGACCCAAUCAGCGAUGAAGAACUAUUGGGCGAUGUGCUACGACAGGAGCCGCUCAUAGAUGAGUACGAAGAGAAUUGUCUAGUUGUUUUUGGCAUUCCCAGUGUCACCAAAGAAAAGCUCGCAAAACUUCAAACGGUUAUGUCCAAGAUUUUGAAUGGUAUCAACCCAAAUCACGUGAUCGAAUAUCCUUCAAGUGGUGAUGGAUCAACAAAAGGGUGUCUUUUUGUGGAAUGGGAGAACAAAGAAACGGCCCAGUAUGCAUUGACGGUGUUGAAUGGAUACAAGCUAGACAAAGUCCAUACAUUUUCUGCUAUCACUAUAGCUGACAUGAAAAACAUGCCUCAACCCGACGAGAACUGGGAACCACCAAAACCUAACGAGUAUGCUAACGUGGGAGAUUUGUGGUCGUGGAUGCAAAAUCCUCGAUGUCGUGAUCAAUUCUCGGUUCAAUAUGAAAAUUCCGCCGGCCCAACCGUUUCGAUCUUUUGGCACGUGAAGGGACAUGAACCUGAAGUAGCAGAAGAUGGAUCUAAACCAAACUGGACCGAAUCCGUAUUCAAAUGGACUCCCCAUGGAAGUUAUUUAGCUACUAUUCACAAUCGAGGAAUUGCAUUGUGGGGUGGUCCAAAGUUUCAGCGAUAUAUGCGAUUUGAACAUCUCAAUGUGCAAUACUUCGAUUUCUCUCCUUGCGAAACGUACAUGGUCACCUAUGCUCCUUCCAAUGCCAAAUGGGACGAAGAUGAAAACUGUUUGCAACUUUGGGAUGUACGCACGGGAGAGAUGCGAAAGGGUUUCUCAUUGUAUGCACUCACCCUGCGGAACGAAUUGGAGGGUUGGCCGUUUUUCCAGUGGUCUCAUGACGACAAAUUCUUCGCCUGCUUGAAAGUUCCGGAAAAAGAUAAACUCGAGAAGCAAAAGAAAGUCAAUGGAAUUGCCGUUUAUGAUGCCGAGACGUUGCAACUUGUUAGCAACCGAUACAUUGUCAUCGAGAACAUUCGCACUUUCAGCUGGGCGCCUGGCGGCAAAAAUAUUAUUGCUUACUACUCGGAGUCAACAGAACAAUUACCUGCUGAAUUCGGUCUAAUAAGCAUGCCGACGGGAGAAAAGCUUCGAUCUGCUCGCAUCUACAAUGUCGCUGAAGCUCAAAUGUUCUGGCAAGAAAGUGGAAUGCGGCUGGCGGUGCAUAAUUUGAGGUAUAACAAGCGAACAUUCAAAGAAAAUGGUGAAGUGAAAUUUGUUGGUGCAAUGACUUCACACAUUGAAAUCUUCGAGUUGACUGGCAAGAAAGAUGUUGCACUCAUGAACUUGCCUCUCUCCGAAGCUUUUAUCAAUUUUGGAUGGGAACCUAAUGGCGAUAAAUUUUGCGUAUUGAUCGGAAAUCAAGCUAAAGCAACUCCAUUUGUUUAUCGUAUUGAUGCCAUGAAACAUACACCUGUUUGCCUCGGAAAGUUGGAUGCUGGAGUACAACUGAACACAGUGUCUUUUGCUCCACAAGGAGGAUGGCUUGUCGUCAUGGCCUGCAUGUCAACCGGAGGCAACAUUUUGUUCAUCGAUACCAACGGACAAGAGGCCAAACGUACUUCCAUCACGGAGCAUCCUGGCUUCAACAAGGGCUAUUGGGAUCCAACUGGUCGAUACUUUGUAUCUUGUUGUACGGUUGGAUGCAGAGUCGGAGCGGACCUUGGCUACCGGCUCUAUACUUUCCAAGGCCGAGAAUUGCUUAGGAAAAACCUUGAGCGCAUGAUGCAGUUCAAGUGGAGACCACGACCACCCGUGAAACUUUCAGAACAGAAGGUCAAGGAGAUCAGAAAGAACUUGAAAACAACUUCGGCCAAAUUCGAUCGGGAAGAUAAUGAGGAGAAGGUGAAGGCCAGCCAAGAAGUUAUCGACAAACGCCGAAAGAUUAUGCUUGCAUUCGAUAUCAUCAGAAAGAAAAACCAUGCUUUGAUCGAAAAACAAAAAGAUGAAAGGAAGCGGCUUAGAAAUGGUGUUGAUACGGAAGCUGAUCUACAAAAUGAAGACCUUGUUGAAGAGACAAUUACUGUGGCACUCUCUACUCAAAAGACGUUGGCUGUGCUAUCUGAAGAGGACGAACGCGAC